AUGCCUGAAGAGAUCGUCAUCAAUGGCAAGGCCGUGGCAACCGACCACAAGCACCAGCACAGGGAUGCAUCAAGCUCUGACCACAUCCUCAUUCGGACCAAGGGCGAUCCCUUGAACAAGGCCCAGAAGAAUGAGCUGAAAGCACUCGGCGUCGACAUCCACGAGUUUGUUGGCAAUGAAACUCAGCAGCUCUACCUCUGUGGCUACCCCAAAGACUCGCUGGUCAAGAUCCGUGCUCUCAGUUACAUCGAGUACGCCGAUGUCUAUGCACAGGAAUUUGUCGUUCCUGAUGUGAUGCAGACUGCAAGCACCCACUCUAACGAUGCGGUGGAAGUCGACAUCCUCAUGCAUCGCGAUGUGGAAGAGAUCGACAGAGACCUCAUAGCCAAGAUCUCAGAGGCUGCCGAUGUAGAAAAGUCGGCCAUCUCAGUCGACUCGGGCAUGGUGAGAGUCAAGGUCGACGCUGAAGCGUUGGACAAGCUCGCCGCCCUCGACGAGGUGCGAGUCAUCCACCCAGUCAAUGAACGCACCAUCUUCACCAACGUUGCUCGUCGACUCUUGGGGUCUGAUGAUGCGAUGUUCAAUGGCACUGCCUACAAGGGUCAAGACCAGAUCAUCUGUGUGGCCGACACUGGCUUCGACGCUGGCAGCACGACAGAUGUGCAUGACGCAUUCACCGGUCGUGUGAAGCAGCUCUACGCCUGGGGCCGUCGGACACAGAACAGCUCUGACGACCCGGAUGGCCAUGGUACUCACGUCUGUGGCUCCGUCCUUGGUCGAGGCCAGCACAGCACUGAGGGUUCGAUCGAGGGAACAGCUCCAGCUGCAUCUCUGAUCGUGCAGUCCAUGUUUGUCCGCUUUGACUGGAGGAAUCGAUCAAUCCUUGGUGGCUAUCCCGCGGAUCUUGGCCAACUGUUUGAUGAGGGGUACCAGGCUGGUGCUCGCAUCCACACCAAUUCAUGGGGCACGCCGCUGCCGACGACAAAUGUACAGCGGCCGUACGAUGCCAGCGCCGAGAGCAUUGACAGAUAUGUCUGGGAUCACCAGGACAUGACGAUUCUCUUUGCCGCUGGCAACGACGGGCAGGAUUCCAACCUCGACGGCAAAGUUAACGAUCGUUCGCUCGGUGCAGAGGCGUCAGCGAAGAACUGCAUCACCGUCGGAGCAUCUGAGAACCUUCGGCCCACCUUGCUGUCUGGUAAGAACGGCGGUCCGUACACGUACGGCGCCUUCUGGCCGGACAAGUUCUCUCAAAACCCUCUGAGGGACGACCACCAGGCCGACAACCCGGAAGGUCUCGCGGCGUUCAGCAGCCGGGGUCCCAGCGCCGAGAACAGGCUCAAGCCUGACGUCGUGGCGCCUGGCACAGCUAUCCUCUCCGCCAAGUCGAGAAAGAAGAGGUUCCUGGGCGGUGUCGACAGGACGGGCGUCUCGGACGACAGCCGGUACCUGUACCUGUCUGGUACGAGCAUGGCGACGCCGCUUGUGGCUGGGUGUUGCGCUGCUGUUAGAGAAUGCCUCCUCAAGAACGGCUACACAGAUGAAGCCAACGGGGUUACCAACCCUACGGCAUCCCUUAUCAAGGCUCUCAUCAUCAACGGCGCUGUCCCCGUGGCGGGCCAGUAUGUGCCACUCCAUAUCGGCCAGGGACCCAAUCCGCAUUCGGGAUUUGGACGAGUCAACAUCGCAAACACCAUCGCGAUGAUUGAGCCUGAUAUUUCCUCUUCUGGGUAUGGUAUCGGUGUCAUCGAUGAGGAGACAGAGGAACCAUUCGUGGCUCAGAUCCCUAUUCCCCCUCCGUCCGGCGACAGUGGCCAGACAUUGAAGCUUACAAUGACUUAUGCCGACCUUCCUGGCGCGUCGCUGUCUAAUGACCUCAAUCUUGUGGUCGUGGCAGGUGAUAAACAGCGACAUGGCAACCAAGGCAAUGAGGAGUUUGACGUCAAUGCGACGCAGACAUUCGACCGCAGCAACAACGUCGAGCAGAUCGUCUGGCCAAAGAUUCCUGGCGACAGUGUCAAGGUCAUUGUCAAGCAUUACCGUCUACUUAGUGCUCGUGUGCCAUUUGCGUAUGCUUGGAGAUUCUACUAG
Fusarium falciforme is the source of this 2091-nucleotide messenger RNA. RefSeq names its product Subtilisin-like protease. The transcript has a single exon. Lineage: Eukaryota; Fungi; Ascomycota; Sordariomycetes; Hypocreales; Nectriaceae. The record is from RefSeq and is a predicted model, not a curated record. Bases 1 to 2091 code for a protein of 696 amino acids. Gene Ontology annotation, molecular function: serine-type endopeptidase activity. Gene Ontology annotation, biological process: proteolysis.